Molecule: messenger RNA, 2750 nt
Organism: Myotis daubentonii (Daubenton's bat)
Lineage: Eukaryota; Metazoa; Chordata; Mammalia; Chiroptera; Vespertilionidae
Gene: GARIN5B
Product: golgi associated RAB2 interactor family member 5B
Exons: 11
Coding region: 1-2625 (874 amino acids)
Cellular component (GO): nucleus
Source: RefSeq, a predicted model, not a curated record
AUGAACAGGCUUUGGAACACGAGGCGCGUGGACGCCCUGCCGGGCCCCCCGACGUGGGUCCCCAUCCUGGGCCAGCUGCAGAGGACCCUGCAGAUGGGCGACUACCUGCCCCUCCGCCCGCUGCCCAUGUUCGAGAGUAACUUUGUGCAGGUGACGAGCCGAGGGGCCCCUGUGUACGUGCACCACAGAACCAACCGUCUGACCAUGGGCGUGGCCGCCUCGCUGCCUGGCCCGGUGCUGCCCGACCUCCUGCUCAUCGCCAGGCCCUCUGAGAGCCGGGACUGCUCCAACCUCAUCCUCACCAGGAUGAUCCCGCUGGACCUGGUUCGCCUCUACGUCCACAACCGGCCGGGCCGGUGCCUGAAGCUGCGCUUGCUCACAGGCCGCUACUACUACCUGGAGCUGAACGCCCCCGACAGGGAGAUGGCCUUUCUGUUUGACCACUGGAUCCGCCUCAUCAACCUGCUGCAGGAGCCCACCGCCUACUGGGCCCCCGGGACCCUGCACACACCCCUCUCCGACCUGGCCCACGCGGCCCCUCCUGCCUCCACCUGGCACCUCCAGAACCAGCCCCGCCGGAGACGCUCAGCCGUGGCCGCGCCCAAGCAGAAGCAGGCCAAGGCCAGCCGGCCCCAGUUCAAGUCCCAGGCAGUGGGCGACUCGGUGCCCCUCAUCUGGUCGCAGCUGGAGCCCCCCAGCGCCAGGAAGAAAGCCUCCGAGAAAAAGUCCCGCCCCGACCCCCGCGGUCAAGGCUCUCAGACCAAAACCGCCUUCUCUGUGAGGGGCCAGGUCCCCUCCGCCCCGGUGAAGCCCAGCGUCACCAUCAGGACCAUCUUCAGCAUCUUUCCAGAACUUUCAGCGCACAGCUGUCCUCGUCCCAAGGUAUGCUCACCUGCCGGGGCGAUGGUGCUUGGAGGGUUAGUUGAGGCCCCUUCACCUGGUGUCUCGAACAGCACUGACGUGUCCUUGCUGGUCUCCUACAAGCACGUGUAUAUGCGAGAGGCCCUGGGGGACCUGGCGGACCCCAACUCCAGCACCCUCUACCCACCCACCCCCUCUCCCAGCCUCUGCCUGACCUCCCGCGCCUCUGGCCCCAGUCUGGGCAUCCAGGCCUGGCCCCAGGACCCCGCGCACAGGCCACGGCCCCCGCCCUCCCCGAAGACCCCCUCCGCCCAGGCCGCCUCCCGGAAGGCUCCGGCCACCCGUGAGCACCCCCAGAAGGUCCCAGCGGAACUGGCUCCAUCUCGGGAGGCCCCGGCGGGACGUGCUGCCCCCAAGAAGACCCCGGCUCUAGCCUCUGCCCCCCGGAAAGCCCCACGGAAGACCCCCCGGUUUGCGGCCACUCCCCGGAAGGCCGCGGCUCGUCCUGUCCCCUGCCCGGAACCAGGGUCCCUGCCGUCCCCAUCGCCACAGGCGCUGACCCCGGGCACUUGCUACCAGAUGGCCUGCGACUCUGCCCACUUGGGCGUGGGGCCGGCGGGCAGCCGGGCGGGGGUGGCGCUGGAGAGCAGCCAGCCCGAAGGGAAGACGGAGCCCCUGGUGCUGGUGGGCACCCAGGAGACCCAGGUCACGGAGGUGUGGGCCCAGAAGAUGUCGCUGGAGCUGCCCGGCCACACGGCCCGGAGGGAGAUUGAGGAGGUGGUGGUGGGCAGGGCCCACGAGGUCGCCCUGGACGGCCUGAAGGGCAGGGCCCAGGUGGAGGACAGGCUCCGCAGCUCCAAGGAGGAGAGGCUGGUGGACCUGCCCGGCCUCCGGUCCCAGGCGACGGGGCAGCGGAGGAAGUGGGUGAAGACGCAGCAGCUGGCGGUGGAGGGGGCCCCGGGGGCGCCCGGGAGGCCCUUCUCCGUGGAGGACCUCACCCUCGCCAGGAUGACGAUCCUGGCCAAGGCCAAGGAGCCGCCCUUGAGACCGAGGCUGUUCGGGCUGCCGUCCUGGCUUUGGUUUUCCCAGGCGUUGGCCCGGUCAACCAGGGGCCCAAAGCCCCUCAGCCCCCGACAGGCGGCCCCCGAGCGGCCCCGGUUGGGGCCCUGGGUGAAGGGGGGCGUGGGCCUGUUGGUGGAGGAGACAUUGAGCACGCAGGCGGCGGCGGCAGAGCAGGAGAAACUGCCCUCGGCCCAGAGGGGCUCCUUCAAGGUGCGCCCCCGCUGCCCGAGCGUCCCCGGAAGCCCCAAGCUGGACAGAGUGUCCCAGGCCCCCAUCCCUCUGCCCGCGACGAGGUGGGAGGACGUGCCAUCCCCGGCUGUGCCGUCGCCCAUCUCAAAGAUGGAGGCCAGGGUGUCCCAAAAGCUCCACAGAGAAGCUGCGGAGGUGGAAGGGGGACCGUCCCUGGAGAGCCUGGUGCCCACGCUCCUGGAACUUGAGAAGGGGAGGAACUCGGCCAGCGCGAUGGAGCAGACAAAGGCGAGACGGCCUGUCUUCACGCGGUGGCCCAGUGUGCUUACUGAGCGCGCACUGCCCUCUCUCCAGCAAGCAUGGAGCUCAGCGCUUUCAGUAGCCGGAUCCGGGAUCGCACUCAGUCGCUACAAGGUCCGGAGGGAUCCAAUGUGGCCAGGCCCCCGGCGCCGUGGGCGCUACGAGAAGACCGAUGCUGGCCAGGCCGGGCGGGGGGCGCCUCGGCUCCAGUAGAGAACAGAGCUCUCUGUACAUUUAUAUAUUGGGGGGCGGGCCGGGGAGGACCCCCGGGGCGGCCCAGCUUCGCAGAGAUUAAAAGCCCGAGUCGGAGACGCGGCAAACGUGGAGCCUCGAGCUUG